Messenger RNA from Rotaria sp. Silwood1, 1977 nucleotides. NCBI's taxonomy places the organism in Eukaryota, Metazoa, Rotifera, Eurotatoria, Philodinida, Philodinidae. The record is from the annotation of a GenBank genome assembly.
AUGAGUCGGCUUUGGAAAAUCGGCUCAAUUUUUUCUCGUCUAUCAGGUAUGAUUGAAGGUGGACAUUUAAAAUCAACAGAUAUACCCAUUUGGUACUCAGUAUAUAAACGUUUUCCACCGAUACGUGAACCACGUUAUUUAUCAUUAACAGAAGGUGAUCUACCAAAACCGUAUGAACCACCAAAAUUAUUAUAUGAUGAAGAUAUAAUAAGACAUGCUUAUUAUGAAGAUGUUGAAGAUGGAGAAAUAAUUAAAUUAAAAAAUCAUGAUAGAAAAUCUCGAUCACAAGUAUUUAUUGAAGAAUAUUUUAAAUUAAAAUCUAAACAAAAAACUCCUAUGUCACAUUUAAAAUUAUUUCGAUUAACAUUAGAACAUUUACAACAACAUGGACACCCGAUUAUGUUUAAAAUAGGUGCUGAACAAAAAUAUCCAGAAAUCGACUCACAAUCUGAUAAAACACUCGAAUCAAUUGAUAAUAAAAAUCAAAAAAUCCAAUCAAAUGUUAAAAACAUAUCAGAUUCAAUAGUUAAUAUAGAUCAAUUUGAAACUGAAUGGGAACAUAAUAAUAAAGAAGGUUAUUUCCCAUUAGGUAAAAACACCUAUCAAUAUCGUCGUCUUCAACCUCAUCGUACUCAAACAUCAUUUGGUGAAGAAACUUUGAGCGAUUCGGGUGUUGCUUAUCGUCGUACAGAUGGUUAUGUACAUUCAACUGUACGUGGUGAUGAAGUUAAACAAAAAGAAAAUCCCUAUAUGCCAGGUGAAAAUAUUCAACCAUUAGCACCACCAACAUUUAUUCAACAAAAUAUGCUUCGACAUGGAAAAGUACAUAAUGUAUUUACACAUGAACAAUAUGAAAAAGAUCCAUUUUUGCGUUUACAAGAUCGAGUACAAAAUUUAGAAUAUUGGAAAAAACCACCAAUACAUAACAAAGUUUUUAAAAGAAAAUUUAAAGCAAAGAAAUUUCUUGUUGAUAUACCAGGAAUUUAUGAUAAAAAUCUAAUUAUUAUGCCUUGUCAUUUAGAUAUGAAUUCACUUUUAUCUAAUUUUACUUCACCGACUACAAACGUCUUUGAUAGUUGUCCAUCAUCAUCAAAUUUUACUCAAUUUGUACAUGAUGCUCAAUCAUUUCUUCUUCUUCUUUCUCAUAUUGAAGAAAUUAGUUGGUCAUUAAUACGACUUUCUACUUCAUCGGAUGGCUCAAUUCUUAUACUUCAUCAUACAUAUAUUGAUUUAGGAGAUCGUUCACAUGAUUUAUAUAUUGAUAUACCACCACGAUGGCCAAAUGAACGGCCACAUUGUCAUACCAAUCUUCCAGUUGAAUUUAAUAUUGAAAUAUGGUGUCCAAAAACGAGUCGUCUUAUUGAAAUAAUUAAUAAUUUUCAUUCAGUUGUUGAUAGUCUACAAUCAUUUUGGGCUCAAUUAACUGAAUUAGAACGAGAUGCUAUUGUCUUAGAUGAAAAACCUAUUUCAUAUGCAUUAACAACAAGACGUUUAAAAAUUAAUGAUAAUGUACAUGUUCAAAUUCAGAUUGAUCCAUAUAAUCCAUCUGCAUUUCCUUCGAUCACUUUUCAUGGUCCACCAAUGCUUGUUCGAUCAUUUGAUGAACGCCUUGAACAAAAUCGUAAUCAUUGGAAUGAAGCACAUUCAAAUAUAAUAUUAAAUAUGGAACAUAUGCUCGAUAUAACAUUUCCAAGCAAUAUUUUUUUUAAAUCAAAAUCUCAAACUACAGAUGAUCAACAACAAGAAUGUGGAAUAUGUUAUGAAUCAACGAUUGACAUGAAUGGAACAAUUAUUUAUUGUGAAACAGCAAAUUGUUUUAAACAAUAUCAUGAAAAAUGUUGGAAAAGUUGGUUAAGAAAAAAAGUUCCACAAAGAGGUGGCUGUGAUGUUUUGGAUAUUGUGAUUGAUGAACGAAUGAAUACAACAACAGCAAGUGGACCGUGUCUUUUUUGUAAAAAAAAUAUAAUUGUUAAUUAA